AUGGAUUUCAAACGUAAUAGUGUGAUUGCUUUAUAUUUAACGGGAAAAUCACAACCAGCGAUUGUUCGUGAGCUCAAUCACUUUAAAGCGAAUAAAGUUUUUGUUUAUCGCACUAUAACUCGUUACAAUAAUACUGGUAGCAUCGCAAAACGUCAUGGAGGUUGUCAUCAAAAGACUGCAACGUCACGUGAGAUGGUUCAAAAAGUGAAGAAGCGACUUGAGCGAAAUCCGCGACGAAGUGCCAAUCAAAUGGCAAAAGAACUGAAAAUAUCCGACCGUAGCAUCCGCCUCAUACAGAAAAAUGAUCUCAAGGUCAAGUCAUACAAGAUCCGAAAGGCGCAUUAUCUUACACCGAAGCAGCAACAAGUUAGACUUGAGAGAGCGAAAGAGUUGCUUCGCUUGGCCGAAAGCGGUCAAUUUCCGAACAUUGUGUUUUCUGAAGAGAAAAUUUUUCCAAUUGAGCAAUUCGUAAACUCUCAAAACGAUAAGGUUUACUUGACCGACCGUUUAUACGAGAAUUUGAGUCAUUGA
Molecule: messenger RNA, 531 nt
Organism: Belonocnema kinseyi
Lineage: Eukaryota; Metazoa; Arthropoda; Insecta; Hymenoptera; Cynipidae
Exons: 1
Coding region: 1-531 (176 amino acids)
Source: RefSeq, a predicted model, not a curated record